Molecule: messenger RNA, 1269 nt
Organism: Naegleria gruberi
Lineage: Eukaryota; Heterolobosea; Eutetramitea; Acrasida; Naegleriidae
Product: tentative rio kinase
Exons: 2
Biological process (GO): maturation of SSU-rRNA
Cellular component (GO): preribosome, small subunit precursor; cytosol
Molecular function (GO): protein serine/threonine kinase activity; ATP binding
Source: RefSeq, a predicted model, not a curated record
CGAGUUAAUUUACCUUCUCAUGUUAGAACUGCUAUUCAAACAAGUGAAAGAAAAGGAAUUGAAAAGAAAAUUAAGGAAGGAGAUAAGAUGGCUGAUAGAGCUACAGCAGAAAAUGUAUUAGACAAGCAUACCAUAAUGAUGCUCUACAAGUUUAGAAAUAAUGGCACUUUGGAUAGUAUCAAUGGUUGUGUGAGUACUGGUAAGGAGGCCAAUGUGUAUCAUGCUACUGCAGGCGAAGCAUUCGAAGGCAAUGUUAUUCACUCUAUUUACAAAACCAGUGCCUUGCUCUUCAGAGAUAGAGACAGAUAUGUGUCGGGAGAUCGUAGAUUCAAGCAUGGUUAUUGUAAGACCAAUCCUAGAAAGAUGGUUUCAGUCUGGGCUGAAAAAGAGUUGAGAAAUCUCAAACGUUUGGAAAAUGUUGGUAUUAGAGUACCAAAGGUUAUCGCCCUCAAAAAACACAUUCUCAUCAUGGAAUUUAUUGGUAAGAACGGAUGGUGUGCUCCAAGACUCAAGGAUGCCAAGAUUGCACCCUCCAAAUUGAAGGAUGUCUAUCUGGAUAUUAUCAAGACAAUGUGGACCAUGUAUCACAAGGCCAAACUCAUUCAUGCUGACCUUAGUGAAUAUAAUAUGCUCUACUAUAAUGGCUAUGUGUACUAUAUUGAUGUUUCUCAGAGUGUCGAACUCGACCAUCCACAUGGUUUGGAAUUUUUGAGAAAGGAUUGUGAAAAUAUCAAGAAUUAUUUUAUUAGAAAUGGCUUGACCUUUAAAGAAAUUUUGACUACUAAGGAACUUUUUGAUUUUAUAACUGAUGUAAAUAUUACCGAGGACAUUGUAGACAUUUAUUUAAGCAAAAUGUUUGAAAAGAUUCAAUCUAGACCAAUUGCCCUCAAUGAGGAAGAAAAAGUUCAAGCUGAAGUUUUCAAAAAGGUUCACAUUCCUAGAUCACUUAUUGAGAUUACUGAUCCACUCGAUCACCAAGAAACUAUUGAUACUGAUGACGUAUUUUUCUACAAGAGUGUAACAGGCAUCAAUGAAAACUUAACUGGUUCAACCAACAUUCCAUAUGGAUUGACUGAGGAAGAAUUACAAGAAUUGACUGCCAGUAUUCCUGUAAGAGAAGACUCUGAAGAAGGCACAACUCCAAGUUCUGAACAACAAGAUCCUCUCAGCCAACUCGAUAAGAAGGAACGUAAAAAACUAGUCAAGGAACAAAAUAGAGAAAAACGUCAACACAAGACUCCAAAGAAAGUUAAAAAACAACUCAACAAG